This is a messenger RNA of Homalodisca vitripennis (glassy-winged sharpshooter), 2000 nucleotides long. Its product is annotated as sialin-like. Gene Ontology annotation, biological process: monoatomic anion transport; transmembrane transport. Gene Ontology annotation, molecular function: transmembrane transporter activity. Bases 141 to 1892 code for a protein of 583 amino acids. The transcript has 9 exons. NCBI's taxonomy places the organism in Eukaryota, Metazoa, Arthropoda, Insecta, Hemiptera, Cicadellidae. The record is from RefSeq and is a predicted model, not a curated record.
GAAUACUCUAAUUACCAAACAAUCUCAAAAAUGUUUAUAACCAGAUGAUUUUGACAAAUAACAUUGUAUUUUAAGUGGUGUUGAGAGAAGUAUCUAAAUUGUACCGUGAAUCUUAUUCAGUGAGUUCAAAGUAUUGAAGGAUGAAUACAGACUGUUACGCCGAGGCCACAACUUGUCGCUUUCCUUCGCUGAGGCACCGCUACCAGUUGAUGCUGAUGUGUAUGAGUGGGCUGAUAGUGACCACACUGAACCGGUCAAUGUUACCCGCUUUGCUGACGGAAACAGUUGAGCCUACUCAGUCGCUGAGGACGUUUGCCUGUCGCCCAAAAGUUCGCAAAAACGCGUCUGCCUGUUUGGCAGAACUAGAACCGUUGUCAAAUUCUCGUGGAGCUCUACAAGCAGUGGAUCUAAUAGGAUCGGCUGUGGGCAUGCUACCUGCGGGGAUAAUCAUACAAAGAUUUGGCCCAAAGACUAUGUUUGGCCUUUCGGUGUUUAUUCCAGGGAUCUGCUCAAUGAUUUGUCCACUCUGCGUGCGCACUAGCUCCAAAAUGAUGUUGGGAAACCAAUUCAUCAUGGGGAUGUUUUCAGGAGCCCAAUAUCCAGCGUUUGCAUGGUACGCCGUUCAUUGGUUACCUCACACUGAGGUGGGCUUCAUGCUGGCAGUAAUACUUAUAGGAACCCCUCUAGGCUCGAUGAUACAGCCACUGGUAGCUCACCCUGUGAUGUCUCUCGGCCGCAGAUGGGCAAAUGUAUUCUACAUGACCGGUGCAACUGCGAUUGUCUGGGCGUAUUUCUGGCAGGAAAAUAUAUGGGAAUUUCCAUUCCAGCACCCUUACAUCCAUGUGGACGAGAUGGAAUUACUGGAAGACACUACUCUAUUAAACAAGAAGUCUGAAUGGAACUGGACGUGGAAGUCCAACAUAACAAGUCUUCAACUCUGGACUCUUGUGGUGGCCAAUCUGGGAUACUCUUGGAUUUCUACUUUUGUCGACAUCUUGAUACCAGCCUUCUAUUUUCCAUAUAUUCACAACACCAACUCCGGAAUAUUUAAUCCCAGUUUAGGAUGUCUUGCCAUGGUGCUGGUUGCUGCUACAAUUCUGGCCUCAGGGGUUGUAAGAGACCGUCUGGUCGCCGCCCACUACUUCCAUACUGCAGACAUCGCCUACAUAUACUACUCUAUCUGCAGUGUCGGAGGGUCCCUGAUGCUCCUGGGUCUAGCCCACCGAGAGUGUCACCGCAUCUCGGUUUUCCUGUACUACACGUCGGCUGCGAUGUGUGUGGGGGUUGCUGCCAUUGUGAGGGUGGAAACUGCCCUCAAUAUGAACCCUCAUCUGGCAGCCGUCAACAUAGCCCUAACCUGCUUCCCUGGGCUCAUUGUUUCCCCACUACACAUCGUGCUGGGAACUUCUUUGUUGCAAGGGAAUACGUUCAAAGACUGGAAGAGGUUGACUUAUUUGAAUACAGUUGCGUGUAUAAUCAUAACUGCAGUUUUCCUGAAACUGGGAAAAUCACUUAUAUCAUUCAGUCCUGACCAUUUGAGAAGUUACCAAAUUAGAUCUGAAGAUUCUGACCAAAGAUCACCAACUCCGAGCCUGGCAUCUGAAGAGUCCAAGGAACUAAGUGAAGGCGAAAUCAGCGAGACUCGAACAAUCCGGAGUGAAAUAAUAGAGAUGCCACUCCAGAAAAGAGUCAGAUUCGCAAUUGACCGGCAAGUGGAAUGGGCGAUAAGGCCGCACAAUAAAUCCCUGAAUGCACAAGAUGUUGAAGACAUCCCUGGGACAUCGACUCAAGGACGCCAAAUUGAGGAGGAUAUUCAAAUUAUUUCAACAUCAUUACCAGACAGACUGUCAUUGGAAGAGAAAAACACAAAAGAUUCUUUGACAAUGGAAUAAAUUAUAUGAACUAUUGUUUAUAUUAAACAUGAAAUUGUAUUCAAAGACAUAGGGCCUAUACAUGUUGAAAACAUAUUUGACUAAUUAUUACAUAUAGUGAGAAAUUGU